Arabidopsis thaliana (thale cress) is the source of this 553-nucleotide messenger RNA. RefSeq lists its product as uncharacterized. NCBI's taxonomy places the organism in Eukaryota, Viridiplantae, Streptophyta, Magnoliopsida, Brassicales, Brassicaceae. The coding region runs from base 37 to 153 and encodes 38 amino acids. The record is from RefSeq and is marked reviewed. The transcript has a single exon.
UCACAAUUCAACCAACUCUUUUUCUAAUUAAAAAAUAUGAAAAAAAGUAGAGGCUCAUCAUUCAAUCAAUAUGAAGAUGAGUUGUUAUGUUGUGUAUAUUUAGAAAUAUCACAAGAUCCAAUUGGUAGUAAUAACCAAUCUGGGAAAAAAUAAGUAAAAGCUACCACGAAAAAAACUGGAAGGUUGGGAAAUCAAAAGCUUCAGAUCUUUAUAGAGUAGGAUGGUAGCAUUACAUAUGUUGUUAGAAAUCUAAAGAGCUGCAUCACCCAAGUGGAGAAUAUGCAUCCAUGUAAUUUUAUUAUCAUUGUGUUGCUUGAUUUUGUAUUAAAUUUUUAAUAUAAUAGUUUGUUGUGUAAUAUUUGUUUUUAAUUCUAUCUUAUACUUUUAAAUAUUAAUAUUUUAUUUUUAUUUGAAAGGUAUAUAUUUAAUUUUAUAUGUAAAAAUUAAAUUUAUAAGGUUUAUGUUAAAUACUUUGAAUAUAUAAAAAUUUAAGGACUAAAUGAUAAACAAAAUAAUUUAUAAGAUUAUUUAUGAAACAUAUAAUUUUAAGGAC